Molecule: messenger RNA, 2746 nt
Organism: Beta vulgaris subsp. vulgaris (sugar beet)
Lineage: Eukaryota; Viridiplantae; Streptophyta; Magnoliopsida; Caryophyllales; Amaranthaceae
Exons: 14
Coding region: 256-2442 (728 amino acids)
Source: RefSeq, a predicted model, not a curated record
UCAUUUCUGUUGAAAGAGGCAUACGAGGAAAGAGGGGAAACCCAACCCCGUAAAGUUAAAACGUGGCAAUCUAUGGACAAUGCAGCCUCUCUGAUUCAUCCUCUCUCCUUCUUCCUCCCAACCGCUGUGUCUCAUGCUUCAGCUUUCAUUUUUCUCAUUUUAACUCCAAUUUCUGUUACGCAUUUCAUCGAACACCUUUUGGGCUGAUCUCAGAAAGAUCGCAGAAUUACCAUUAUCUCUACAUUUCAUGUUUCAAUGAGAUACGCCACUGCAAUUCUCCGUCAUCAUCGCCAUGCAACGUUGCGUUCUACUGAAUGGAGUAGGACAUGGCGAUGCUUAUCAUUUCAAGGAUAUAGUGGUCCCAAAGUAUAUGAAGAUCAUUGGUUUUUAUCCAUUAUGCUGCAGAAAAGAUUGUUAUCUACCAGCUUUAAAAGUGUGCACGGUGAGAGACCAACUGCUGAGUAUGCAAAGCAGAGGAAGGAAUCAUUAGAGGAAGAAUUUGGACAUGUAUUGGGAACAUACAGCUCCAGAAGUGUUUCUGUGGUUUAUCGUUUUGGGCCAUUCCUGGCCUUAUUCAGAGCCGCAGUUAUCUCAUAUCACGUUUUAAAGUUGUCUUUAUGGCAACUUUUCGUUGAUGAUAUUCACAAACGUGCCACUAAGUUUUGUGAUACUCUAAUUCGACUGGGGCCAUUUUAUAUCAAGCUUGGGCAGGCAUUGAGCACUAGACCAGAUAUAUUACCCACCAUAUACUGCCAAGAGCUUUCAAAAUUGCAGGAUCAAAUUCCUCCUUUUCCGACAUCUGUUGCAAUGAGAUCCAUUGAAUCCCAGUUGGGUGUUCCUGUUUCAGAACUUUUUACCGACAUCAGCCCAGAGCCUGUUGCUGCAGCUUCUCUAGGGCAAGUUUAUAAAGCUCAUUUGCAUUCUGGAGAGCUGGUAGCUGUCAAGGUGCAGAGGCCUGGUAUGUCACUGUCAUUGACUCUUGAUGCGUUAUUGUUUCACAUGAUAGGCGGCCAAUUAAAACGUUUUGCGAAGGCUCGCAAGGAUUUGUUAGUUGCCGUGAAUGAGAUGGUCAGGCACAUGUUUGAAGAGAUUGAUUACAUCUUAGAAGGAGAAAAUGCAGAGCGGUUUGCUUCUCUGUAUGCUUCUUAUCCUGGUGCUGAUAGUCAUGGAAAGAGUUUUGAAGCUACGCUUGGGAAUUCUCAGAUAAACAGAGGUCGAGGCCUUAUUAGAGUCCCAAAAAUAUACUGGAAGUACACUCGUAAAGCUGUGCUGACAAUGGAAUGGAUAAAUGGAAUUAAGCUUACAAACGAGGACGCAAUAGCAAAGCUCCAAUUAAAGCGCAUGGAGCUUGUUGACCAGGGACUGUACUGCUCGUUGAGACAAUUGCUAGAGGUGGGAUUUUUUCAUGCUGAUCCUCAUCCGGGAAAUCUAGUUGCUACAGAUGAGGGAUCUCUAGCAUAUUUUGACUUUGGGAUGAUGGGAAAUAUUCCACGCCAUUAUCGUGUAGGCCUCAUUCAAGUGCUUGUGCACUUUGUGAAUCGUGACUCACUGGGUCUAGCAAAUGACUUUCUAUCCUUGGGAUUUCUUCCUGAAGGGGUUGAUAUUCUAUCGGUCUCUGAAGCUUUACAAGCAUCCUUUGGUGACGGGAGCAGGCAAUCUCGAGAUUUUCAGAGCAUAAUGAACCAGCUAUAUGAUGUGAUGUAUGAGUUUAACUUCUCUCUCCCUCCGGAUUAUGCUUUAGUUAUAAGAGCACUGGGGUCUUUGGAGGGGACAGCUAAAGCUUUGGACCCAGAUUUUCAAGUGGUUGAAAGUGCAUACCCAUUUGUUAUUGGGAGGCUUUUGGCAGAUCCAAGUCGUGAUAUGAGGAAAAUUCUGAGGGAACUGGUUAUCCGUAAUGAUGGGUCAAUAAGGUGGAACCGUCUUGAACGUUUGAUUGCAGCAAUAUCAGAAGCUUCUGACUCUGCUGAGCAGCAUCCUGAUUCUGUACAAGAUUCUUCAACUCCAUUAAGAUGGAAAGCUUUCAACAUGCAAUCUGUGGUGUCAGCUACAGAAGAUCUUCUUUUAUUUAUCUUAUCUGAAAAAGGUUUAAGGGUGCGUAUGUAUCUUACAAGGGAUGUAGUCAAAGCAUUGGAUGCAUUCUUACAGGAUGAUGUUAUUACUCGGAACUCAAAUGGGGACUUCAGUGAGAGGAAAAUAUCAACAUCUGAGGAACACACAACAAGAGUUGCGAACGGCUUUCAGUAUUUCUGGCAGGCUGUGAAAAAGUCUCCCGAAGCAUGGAUUUCUAUGCUAGCUCGCAUGUCAGUAAAACCUGAGUUUCACAACUUCAUUCUGGAUUUAGUUUCUGUCUUGAUGCAGCAUUCUAGCCGUAAAGUUCCUGAGACUAUUUGGAUUCAUUUAUCUAAACAACUCCACAAUUUGGUAGAUAGCUCUAAGUCUUAACAAUUUAUGAGAUACUCUAGUUGAUAGACUGAUAGUUGGAGAGCCGGUUCUUUACAAACUGUAAGGGGCUAAGUGCGCCUUAGCAAAAGUUGGUUGUAUAAUCUAGAUCUCACUUUCUGUAAGGUCUCUUAAAUUUCAGCAGAAAAUAUAAUGUUCCCUCUGUCAAUGAGCGUGUAGAUAGCUUGAAAUAGUAGUUGGCAAAUAUGCCAUCCCCUUUAUUACUUGUCACAUUUUGUAGGUCAAAAUUGUAGUAAUGUUAGAUUUAUUGAUAUAUAUUUUUUCAUACAGCAAUGUAUAUUUUCAA